This is a messenger RNA of Aspergillus mulundensis, 1461 nucleotides long. RefSeq lists its product as uncharacterized. The transcript has 5 exons. The record is from RefSeq and is a predicted model, not a curated record. Gene Ontology annotation, molecular function: DNA-binding transcription factor activity; transcription cis-regulatory region binding. Bases 1 to 1461 code for a protein of 486 amino acids. Gene Ontology annotation, biological process: positive regulation of transcription by RNA polymerase II. NCBI's taxonomy places the organism in Eukaryota, Fungi, Ascomycota, Eurotiomycetes, Eurotiales, Aspergillaceae. Gene Ontology annotation, cellular component: nucleus.
AUGUUUAUUGAAGAAUCGGCGGAAGAUCCCGACUCAGAUGUUAUGCCCGACGUUUUGAGGAAUAGCCAACCCCCUGCUGAUGGGGCUUCAUCGCUGCCGCUACCGCAUGUCUCUAGCGCACCCAGUCUGAACGCAGAUGUCGCCGAACCUGGUAAUCAAGACCAUUUGAUCACUCAAUUGGCUGGUUCUAGUCCAGACGAACGACGAACAAUAUCCUCUAUCAGCAUAUCUCCUAAACCUGCAAGUGGGCCCUCCCCGUUGCCCUCUGUCAGCACCUGGGCAGAGUUCUCACCUUCUUUGAGUUCUCUCAGCCCUCGCCAAAGCUCAAACUCGUCUAUGACGACGCGCGAAGCCUCCCUUCUCCGCUCGUUCAUUCAUGAUCUUUCCUCCAGGUUUGAUAUCUGCGACCAGAAUUCUCACUUCUCAAGCGAGAUCCCUCGGAGAGCACUUCAAGUCCCGAUGGUUAUGAAGGCAAUCCUAGCAUAUUCUGCUCGACAUGCGGCGAUCAUGUCCGGGUCCGAUGAUUGGGAGGCCUCAGAGUACCACAGUCAGUGCGUUGAGUUGCUUCUUCGGGCGCUUUCGAAAGCCGAAGGAUUUUACGACGAUAACAUAUUGAUUACGGUGGUGAUCCUGCGUGUCUAUGAAGAGUUGGAGCGGGCCACGGACGAAAAGUGCCACUGGCUGGGCUCUACUCGACUUCUGAAUACAAUGUCAAAAUCAGCAUCGUCUGGAGGCCUUGCGGAGGCUAUCAGCUGGCAAUUUCUUCGGCAAGCCAUAUAUGCUUGCUUGGUUGAAUACCAGCCAAUGCAACUAAAUCUAGAGAAUUAUGAGCAUUCUUCCGUGUUUCAACGAAUGGAUGAUGCCGCCUAUGCUAAUAGGAUAAUUUUCCUAUGUGCGAGAAUAAUUCAACUUCGCUCCGAGCCCAAUGCAUACAGCUUCAAUGAAGACGAUUGGCAGUACUUGUCCGACUGUGUUGAGCAGUGGUAUCGGGAAAAGCCCAUCAGCUGGCAGCCAUUGAAACAUCAGGAGGCCAAUGCUGGCGAAAAUAGACCUUUUCCAGAGCUGUGGUUGGUGUCCCCACCUGCAGUUGUCGGUUUACAAUACUAUCAUGCGUCUCGAAUCAUCCUUGCGACUUCAAAUAAGCACCAGGGAGUUGUAAACGACUUUGAGCGGGCUCGACUGAGGCGUAUAGAAGAGCAAACCAUCGCAUACCACCUUGUUAACGUGAUUGGAUUGUCAAGAUCCAAUGAAACAGUCGUCAACGCAUAUUUUAUGGGGUGCCAUCUAUUACAUCGUUACGGGUUUUGCCUUCGUCACCCGGCAGAGCAUCUGGGAUCCUUUGAGUUCCUAGAAUUUGUGGAAAAGAAAAUCGGCUGGCCGACAGCUUGGAUUGUCGGCCAACUAGAAGCUGAGUGGAAUGAGCUUCACGCCCUCGAUAAAACCUGGAGCCCACGUUUCUGA